CAGGUAGACUAAACAGGAGUGGUCAGUAGCAAGUUGAGAAAAACACAGAGACCGAAAUCAUUUCCUGGAUUUUACUGUUCAGUGCUCAAGGCUUUCUACUGCGAUUAUUUAAAUACGCUGAGAUGACUUCUGUUUGUCAAAUAGGCCUAGUUUGAUUGUCAUCUCAAUGUAUUUAAUCAUUUUCUCCAGUGGAAUGGCGAUGUUAAAAGUUUUGUGUCUACUCUGCCACCUUGUGCCAUAUGGACUGACUGCUUGUACGAAAAAGUUGGAACACAUACAUGAUACUGAGGAUAUUUCCAAAACAGUGUUUGUUGAUGAGGAAAGUGCAAACAAAUUCUUUAAGCGCCAUCUGCUGUUAAAUCGUUUCGAUUUUGAAAUAUUUACUCCUGGUAAUUUGGAGAGGGAAUGUUGGGAGGAAGUGUGUAAUUACGAGGAGGCACGAGAGGUCUUCGAAAACAUUCCAGACACAGACAAAUUUUGGAAAACAUACACCAGCCAGGAGGAUCAUCCAUCACGCUUUGACGUGACUGCAUUAUUGGUGGGACUCAUAGCAGGUGGAGUCGCACUUGUUAUAUUGUGCCUGGUCGUCUGGUAUGCCUGUCAGAGAAGGUUGAAGGGUGGCGGCGGUCCUCCAGGACCUCACCGUGCACGCUCCAGGAGGAGCAAUGCAUCUCUGAUCAUUCGGAGACUGGAGGAGAUUUCUCUCCAGCCAAUGCAGCCACAAGGAUCUCCAGAGGGUCUGGUCGCCCCAGGCUUGCCCUCCUAUGAACAGGCGAUAGCCGGCGCAGGGCCACAUGAUGCUCCCCCUCCUCCAUACCCAGGGUCAAGGCCAGGCACCAUUCGACGGUAGCAUCAAUUUGUAGGAACUCUGGGGGAGAUGUUAUGAAGGAAAUCAUAAGGCUGGGGUUAUAGAUGUUCCAUGGUUUCAGAGUGACCGGCUUGAAGUUUGCAUUUAAUGUGAUAAUUUGUUCUGCUUUGUGCUGUUGAUUUCAUGUUUGGUUGCUGUAUUGAUGAGCGAGAUUUGGCUUUAUUAUUCUAGUUUUCCAUCGAUUUCAGUUUGAAUCACAUGAGAAACAUUCGUUGGCAAACAUGAAAUAUUUGGUGCUUGCUUGAAAUAUAGCACUUUAGGGACUGAAUGAAGAGGUAACUUAAAUUAACUAUGUUUUGAAGGCAGUAUAUCAUUUUAUAUGAAGUGGAUGUUUUUGGAAACAGACAACAUAGAGUAUGUUUGACACUGACUUAAUUGAGGACAAUAAUUAUUUACCUUUACAAACAUUUGUUUUCUGAAACUAAAGCUCCAAAGAGGAAUACACUUGACUUUCAGGCUUUAUAUUUAUAGGUUUUAUGCUGAACACAGACAGACCUUAUGGUCUUUAAGCACUGUUUACAACAGGGUAUUUACCUGUUGUAUGAAAGGCAGUUAACAUUUACCAUUAAUUAGUAAACUACUUGCAGGUAAUUUUACUAGAAAGCACUACAGGGAAUAUGAGAAGAAUGAUUGUGUUGACUUUUGAAAUUAUUCUUCACUUGCAAACCUCAGGCAACAUUACUCAAGAUUGACCGAACUGAACUGCUGGUAAAACAGAGAUACUGUAUCAGAGUUGAAGUUGUGUAUGCACUUUUAUCUGGUGAGAGGCUAUUUAUUUCUUAUGUGUAUUUUUCAGAAAUGUAUGUGAAUGUGUAUAAAUGUAUAUUUAAUCAUUUGUAUGUUGGGAAAUAUUUUUGGAAAUAGCCCUCAGCUUUUUGCUUCUACAAGAAGCUUGUGAUGCCAUUUGUCACACCAAAUAGUCAGGAGUUGCAACUUAGGCCUCCACCGAUGUGGACAUACAAAGACUUUUACUAUGUGCAACUUGUCAGUCUAUACCUGCACACUGCACAGUUCGAAUAAUUUAAUAAUUGUCUAAGACACUGCUCUGCCAAGAUGAAUACAUUUGGCUUGUGAAUACACCUUACACUUCAAAACACCUUUGUGAUUUCAUCAUCCCUUACUGUGUAAGCCUAUGGCCAAGAAACCAAAGGUUAGAAGGUCUUCUAGCUGCAGGUAUCAUGUUAGGCCCUAUGUUAUCCUGUCCCAUAGGCUACCAUAUCAUCUUAAUACUGUGAUUGUUUUACAAUAAACUUUUUAAGUUUUAA
This is a messenger RNA of Sardina pilchardus (European sardine), 2133 nucleotides long. RefSeq names its product proline rich Gla (G-carboxyglutamic acid) 4 (transmembrane) (gene prrg4). The coding region runs from base 167 to 850 and encodes 227 amino acids. NCBI's taxonomy places the organism in Eukaryota, Metazoa, Chordata, Actinopteri, Clupeiformes, Clupeidae. Gene Ontology annotation, molecular function: calcium ion binding. The record is from RefSeq and is a predicted model, not a curated record. Gene Ontology annotation, cellular component: extracellular region; plasma membrane. The transcript has 7 exons.